Brettanomyces bruxellensis is the source of this 348-nucleotide messenger RNA. RefSeq lists its product as uncharacterized. Gene Ontology annotation, biological process: cristae formation. Gene Ontology annotation, cellular component: MICOS complex; mitochondrial crista junction. The coding region runs from base 1 to 348 and encodes 115 amino acids. The record is from RefSeq and is a predicted model, not a curated record. The transcript has a single exon. Lineage: Eukaryota; Fungi; Ascomycota; Pichiomycetes; Pichiales; Pichiaceae.
AUGAGUGGCGUGAUUAACGGACUUUUGAGCGGCUUUCUACUAUCAGGCUCUAUUACAUACUUAACAGUGCUAAAAUUUCACAAUGACCAACGAAUUGUAUCUGAGGCAUUAAACGACACAACAAUGCUCGUUAAAAAUCAUGGAAAAGUUGUUGAACCCCAGAGCAAUGUGAUAUUUUACAAGCAAAGAAUGAUGAAGGAAGCAAUAAAGGACAUAUGGAACUACGAGGUAAUCAAAAGUGUGAACUGGCUAUAUUCAUUAAACAUAUCUGCUGCGACUGAUAGCUUACUCGAGAAACUUCUUCCAGCACCAGAGGGCUUGUAUAAUACAGAUUCGGACUCUAAUUGA